Molecule: messenger RNA, 2071 nt
Organism: Ziziphus jujuba (common jujube)
Lineage: Eukaryota; Viridiplantae; Streptophyta; Magnoliopsida; Rosales; Rhamnaceae
Product: isoeugenol synthase 1
Exons: 5
Coding region: 184-963 (259 amino acids)
Molecular function (GO): oxidoreductase activity
Source: RefSeq, a predicted model, not a curated record
AUUAAAUGAAAUUCAACAAAGCAAGAAUAGAUUUGAAUUUUUAGAGAUAUUAGGCAACAGACAAAAUAUGCCUAUAUUAAGGCAUGGUAUGGGGGCAUCAAAAUUCAAAAUAUAAGCUUUUGAGAGGUAUAGUCAUUAAUAUAUUUUUUUUUCCCUAUAGAGAAAGAAGAGAGAAAGCUAGCCAUGGCUUCGGAAAAGAGCAAGAUUCUGAUAUUUGGUGCAACUGGGUAUCUUGGGAAAUACAUGGUUAAAGCAAGUGUUUCUGCGGGUCACCCAACUUUUGUCUAUGUCCGACCCAUCAAACCCAAUACCGAUCCUUCUAAGCUUCAGCUUCACAAACAGUUUGGAUCUAUGGGAGUCACCAUAUUCCAAGGUGAAUUGGAGGAGCACGAGAAGCUUGUCGAUGUGCUUCGGCAAGUGGACGUGGUGAUAUCUACUGUGGCUGUUCCUCAACACCUUGAACAGUUCAAGAUCAUCAAAGCCAUGGAAGAGGCUGGUAAUAUCAAGAGAUUUGUACCAUCCGAAUUUGGAAACGAAGUAGACAGAGUGAGUGGUUUGCCGCCGUUUGAGGCACUGUUGGAAAACAAGAGGAAGGUGAGAAGAGCGACGGAGGCGGCCGGAAUUCCAUUUACUUAUGUGGCGGCCAAUACUUUUGCUGCUUAUUUUGUUGAUUAUUUGCUUCAUCCCGGUGAAAAGAUCCAAGAAGUCAUUGUCUAUGGAUCCGGUGAAGCCAAGAGUACGUAUCAACCUUAUGCGGUUUUGAAUUACGAGGAAGAUGUGGCGGCGUACACGGUAAGAGCAGCAACAGAUGAGAAGGUAGCCAAUAGGGUUAUAGUUUACAGGCCACCAAGGAAUAUUGUCUCUCAAUUGGAUCUCAUCUCUGCCUGGGAGAAAAAAACUGGACUUACCCUCAAGAGAACACAUGUUCCUGAAGAGGAAGUCAUCAAGCUCUCUGAAAGCUAGACAAGGACAAAGAUUUCCCAAUCAAGAACGACACAACACAUUUCCCGCAUUGCCACCCCCUUUUUUAUAAUUGAUAUAUAUAUAUAUAUAUAUAUAAACUAGUUCAAACUUAUGUAAAAGCCACCGCCACCUUUGGAGGAAGGAGGCGCGUCGUCUAUGGAAGAAAGUGUAGUGGCGGCCAUGGGAGUCGACGAGGGGGUGGUGGUUCUUCUCCUUCCAUCCAUGGCCGUGCGGCGGGUGCGUGAUGGUGUUGGAGUUGCUUCGGAGGAGGUGGCGAAACGAGAUUACUGGGCCAUCGAUGGUGUGCCAAACGCCGACGGAGUAGUAGAUCGGGUCUGCCUUCUCCGAUGAGAAGCAUCCUUUGAACCCUUUUUGAUGAAUCAGGGUCCAACAGCGAGAACACCUUGGAUUUCAGUACCAGAUCUUGCAACUCCCAAUUGAAACCUUCGGCGAGUCGGUCUUUGAAUUUAGUCAACAACCUCACAGUCUCUUCAUUGGCUUUCCCCGAGAAUCAUGAUGGUAGUUGUUUGUAAGCGUUGUGAAGGUGAUGAUCGGCGAGGUUAAGUUGAUGAAGGUGAAGCUUGGUGGCGGCACUGUUAGGACUUAGGGUUUGUAAGAAGACAAAAUAAUAAUAUAUCAACAUUCAAUCAUUCACAUUAUUACAUAAAUGAAAAUAUAAAAAUAAAUAAAUAAAUAUGUAGAUAUAUAUAUAUAUAUAUAUUGGGUCAUGGUUCUUAUUUCCUUAUCCCAGUUUAGGUCUUAAAAUGUUGAACCAAAUCCGCCCUGUAAUCAUGAUUUUUUAGGGAAAAACAGCCCCAUUAGGGAUGAUGUACCGCAGCAUUCGGAUUGUGCGAGCUAAAUUGUGAUUCCUACCACAUAUAGUUGUUGUCUUGUGUCUCUGUCCAAACUCCAAAGGCAAAUAGAAUGGGUCAAAGUCCAAUUAAUAUUUAAUGUUGGCAAAAGUUUCAGGAAGUUGUGAAUUAUAUAUGAUAUGCAUGCAUGUGUGCUUGGUCUAGGUUACUUAUCUGUUUUUCAAAAUUGUACUUUAUAUGAACAAAUUCCAUGUUCAUUUAAUAUAUUCUUUUGGGUUUCUGUUCUAAAAACCUUU